Molecule: messenger RNA, 1977 nt
Organism: Fomitopsis serialis
Lineage: Eukaryota; Fungi; Basidiomycota; Agaricomycetes; Polyporales; Fomitopsidaceae
Exons: 6
Coding region: 1-1977 (658 amino acids)
Source: RefSeq, a predicted model, not a curated record
AUGCCCCCAGGCUACCCGCUGCGGUGGGGCCGAGCAGUGGAACGAAGGCAAGAGCAGAGGCAGAGGCACGGCGUGCUGGCGGGCAGGGCAGGAAGCAGGAACAGCGGGUGGACGCGCGGCGGGCUUCUGAUUGGCCGACACGGGGUGGGCGCGCGGGAGACGCGCGCGGCCGUGGAUAUAGCCCCGCCCAUUGGUCCGUCCGCGUUUCCGGAAAGAGCGAGAGAGGAGGACGACCCCCGUCCGUCCACGCUCUUGCCCAUCGCGGUUCUUCCUCCCCUCGUCCUCGACCCCGCCCCACUCGGUCUCGAUCCGCACUCGGUUUCGGUCCAGCCUGCUCUCCUCCGGCCGAACCCUGAUGCUCACGUCGGCCUGAUUCCUCAGCCAUCUCUGCGCCCUCUUCAGGCUUCUCGACUGCCUCUUCGUCGCUCUUUCCCCGACGUGACGAUCCUCGCAGAUGAAACGCCGUCUCGCCGCCGUCUUCGGCUCCCGCCAACGCUCAAGUCAAUCCGACGUCGCCUCCUCCCACCAAAGCAAGCUCCUCUUGCAAGACCAAAGUCUAGCUUCUUUCGCUCGCUCUCCCGCCGCGCGCAGCCGCCCGCUGGUCCAUUGAUUACCGUGGACGGCGAUCACCCCCCGUCGUCCUCGUCUUCCUCCAGCGCGGGCCCCAGCACCCCGGACGACGACGCGCGCAGCUUCGUCAGAGCCAAGACUUGGCUCUACCAGACCGACGUCGCGCCGCCGACGCAGACAGCUGUGCACGUACAGGCAAGUCUCAUUGUCCCACAGGCCGCCGGGUUAGGCAGCGCAGCCCGCCUUGGACUGACACUAGGGCGUCCGAACGCACAGGUCGAGCAUGAUUCAGACGACGAGUCCUCAUCCAGUGAGUUCUCUCGAGGCAGUGCGCAUACACCGACCGUCCUCUCGUCGCGCUCGCGCGUCUCACAGCAAGCCAUGCCGACCCCGACCUCACAUGCAGCGCCCACGAAGCCACUGUCUGCCGUCGAUUACGCCAAGGCACUCGCAAACAAUGGCCUUUCGCACCCCUUCUCGCCCCCGCCCCUCUUGCACAUCCCCAACAGCCCACUCUUCCCACGUUCCUGCAACGCGCACUCCCAGGUCUCGUCAUUAGCGUCUGACUCCCUGCGGACACAACUUCUUCAGAAACGCGUUCUGGCACGGCUCUCACGUCCCAGUCGCGCUGAUGAGCGGGUUCUUCUGCCUUUCGCCGGCAGGCACCAUCCGCAGCCGAAAGGUCCGCAUCUCCUUCUGGACGACAGUGCCGUCAGCGGCCGUGAUCGGCUCGUUGUAUACCGGCCCGUAGAAGAGGGAGAGGGUGUGAAUCGGAUAUGGAAGGCAUCCGAACAUCUCGAGGACUUAGCAGGGCUCUACGACGAUCUCACCGAAGAUACGACAGUCACCGCAGACACGGAAACAGACGCUGCUACCGAGGUCACCUUCACGCUGACUACCAGCCCAACAGUGGAGCCCCCGAAGACGCAGGAUAUUCCUGUGUCCAUCGAGUUUCCCCGAAGGUCGUCACAGGACGUACACGCGGCACCCGCGCUGAACGUGGACGUCGACUUGGGUGGGCUGGGCGACCUGAUCGACUUCGAACCAAAGUUGAGCACGGACAGCUCACCCGCGCAGCUUACACCGCCCCUCUCCCUGACGGCAUCCAGCGCAUCGCCCAGCCCGACGUCGAGUGGGCCACCGACGCCUACUGUGACCGUUUCAACAGGUGCAGUGGCAGGCAAUGCCCCCGAUGUGAAGGAGAGCGUGAAAGGAGACGCGGGUUCAAGAACGCCGUCUUCAUCGCCCCAGCAGCCACCAGGUGAGCCUCGUUUCAGCCGCCUGUUGCUUGACAAUACAAUUUGUACACCCUUGGUUCUUUGUGUGCACCGGUCCUUCAAGCUCUUCCCUAUCUAUCUCUUCCCUUCCCUUGACGGCUGUGCUCACUAUCUCAUCUUCGUAUGCUAG